This is a messenger RNA of Hansenula ciferrii, 1611 nucleotides long. Its product is annotated as putative transcriptional regulatory protein. The record is from RefSeq and is a predicted model, not a curated record. Lineage: Eukaryota; Fungi; Ascomycota; Saccharomycetes; Phaffomycetales; Wickerhamomycetaceae. The transcript has a single exon. Gene Ontology annotation, biological process: regulation of DNA-templated transcription; DNA-templated transcription. The coding region runs from base 1 to 1611 and encodes 536 amino acids. Gene Ontology annotation, molecular function: DNA-binding transcription factor activity, RNA polymerase II-specific; DNA binding; zinc ion binding.
AUGGAAACUGCUUGUUUAAAUUGUCGAAGAUCCAAAAGAAAAUGUGAUAAAUUGAUACCAUCAUGUUCACUUUGUAAUAAAAAGGGUAAAAAAUGUAUUUAUGAUCCAAUUGAUGGUAGGAAACCUGCAACUAGUGAAUAUACAAAAGCAUUACACAAGAGAAUAGAGGCCUUGGAAACAGCAUUGGGAGUUUAUACACAAGGUCAUGGGAUAUUGGAAACCAAUAUUGAUCCAACUUUAGAAGCUCAUUCAAUUAAUUAUGAUCAGACAACAAUACAUAAACCAAGGUUUAAUUUUAAUAUUUGGAUAAAUGAAGGAAGGAAACAUCUUUCAAUAAAUGGACAAUCAAGUUUAAGACAUUCAAAUAAUGGAUCAAUUAUAUUAAACCAUGGAUUGAUUAAUCAAUUAAAUCCUAAAUCAGAGAUAUAUCAAAAAAUUAAAGAUAUAGUUGAUGAAAAUCAUAAAGAAAUAUUUACAUGGUUUUUCUCCACAUUACAAAACACAUUCCCAUUGGUUGAUGAAGGUUUAUUCUUUGCUUCUUUGGAAGAUGUUAUUCAUGAAGGUACUGAAUUAGGUCAAUAUGUUUCAGUAUCGUUAAUCAAUUCUAUUAUGAGUCUUUAUUACCUAUUCCAAGGUCAACCUAAUGAUUUUUUGAAAUAUAAAGAACUUUGCAAAAAGCAAUUAGAAUUAGAAUUAAACAAUAAAUCCAAAAUUAGAGUGGCAAGUGUUCAAACUUUAUUAAUCUUAAGUAUUAUAUGUAUGAAUUGUGGUGAUGAAACAAGUGGUUCACAAUAUUUAGGUAGAGCCAUUCCAUUAUGUUAUCAUAUGGGAUUAAAUUCUAAUCAUUUUGAUCUUGUGGAAAGAGGUAUCCUGUCAAAUAGAGAAGUUGAAUUGAGGAAGAAUGUAUUUAAAUGUUGCUUUUUAAGUGAUUGUAUAAAUUCAACUAUAUUGGGGUUUCCUGGAUUAUGCUCAAAUGUUGGUGCUGAAGAAAGAGCUGAUGAAUUGGAAACAUAUGAUGGAUUUAAUGAGAUUAAUGUUUUCAAAGAAAUGUUGAAUUUUUCCAAGAUUGAAUGUGAGAUUAUUUCCAAAUGUUAUGGAGGAAGACUAGAUAAUCAAGGAUUGGUUGUUUCUUCAUCAAUGCUUAAAUGUCAUGAGUGGAAAAAGAAUAUGAAAUCAUGUACAAGAUGGAAGAAUAAUAAAUCAAUACCUUCAUGGUUUUUAGAAAUAUCAAGAUUAAUUUUGAUUCUAUUGAUUCAUAAAAGUCAUAAACUAGGUCCUAAUAAUUUAAAUGACUCAUUGACAUGUCUUGAUCAAGCAACAACCAUUAUAAAACUAUCCUUGGAGUAUAAACUUUCAGAUUCUUUCUAUUUAUACAAGUUGAUUUAUAGCUUAUACAUUGCCAAUUUGAAUUGUUUAUCACAGAUUCAAAAUGAUGAUUUGGUGAUAAGGAAAAGUGCACAAAAAUACUUGCAAAAGGGAAUUGAAAUAAUGAUUAAUGCUGGGAUCACAAGGGAUUUAUCAAGACUUUAUAUAAAAUCUUUGAAAUAUUAUAAUGAAGAAUGGUAUGGAAUUGGUGCAAAUCAGGGAAUAUUUGACAUAAAGACACCCUGA